This is a messenger RNA of Peronospora matthiolae, 279 nucleotides long. The record is from the annotation of a GenBank genome assembly. NCBI's taxonomy places the organism in Eukaryota, Oomycota, Peronosporomycetes, Peronosporales, Peronosporaceae.
AUGUUCAUGUUGGACGUAGAAGACGACAGCUUUCACGUCACAGGUGAAGUCUACUCCCAUCCGAGUGACUCAGAAUGGGAGGUAGUCGGCCGCAUGAGUGUGCUCAUGGGCGAACCCGCCAUCAGUGGCAUGUUGGAGUCUCCAAGCCGAGACCAACAACAUGCCGCUAUCACAAGUUCCUACAACGGGAACUUGCCGUCGAAAAACAGAAGAUACACUUACUACAACAGCAUGGCUCUCAUCAGUCGAUGGGCGAGCCGACACACACGCGUGACCUGA